Rhipicephalus sanguineus (brown dog tick) is the source of this 1132-nucleotide messenger RNA. Its product is annotated as E3 ubiquitin-protein ligase MARCHF2. Gene Ontology annotation, biological process: protein ubiquitination. The transcript is spliced from 4 exons. Gene Ontology annotation, molecular function: ubiquitin-protein transferase activity; zinc ion binding. NCBI's taxonomy places the organism in Eukaryota, Metazoa, Arthropoda, Arachnida, Ixodida, Ixodidae. Bases 201 to 1115 code for a protein of 304 amino acids. The record is from RefSeq and is a predicted model, not a curated record.
AAUUAUAAAACAAAGAAGAUGAAGCAAUGCACCGCGUGCAAGCAGCACGUUCAGAUCGCUGCAUGAAGCUGCAAGCUUUUUCUUUCACAUUCCGGUUGAGCGUUCUGCACGCUGAACCAGCAACGUUCAUUAGACCCGCAAGUGUAGUCUCUUAGAUCUUUAACUCCCAAAGGUUCAGGUACACAAGAUCCUGCGUCGCGAUGGAGAACGACGGCUCCCAUGGCGUGUGUCUCAGGAACUGCGACUGGAGUCCAGUUGGGUUCAUACCGCCUCGAGCCCCAGGUUUCUUCUCGAACGUCGAGGAAUAUUCUGGCGGCGCCGUCUUCCAUGCGGUCGGAGCCACACGGGCGCCUUUCGUGGCCGCUCCUGCUGCAGCUGUGGUGCUUCCGAUUGACGACCUCAUCGAAGUCGAGUCGGUCGUGCAGGAGGACUUCGGGCCGAAGUCGGGCCUCCAAGAUGACGACGAGAUCCUCCGCGAUGAAUCCCGAUCGUCGUCCGCACUCGGGCAGAGUCCCACGUCGGUCGACUCGAUAAGCCUGAGCAGCGACGGGGUGCCGGCGUGCCGCAUCUGCUUCUUCGGAGGCGGCAAGGAGCCGCUGCUCGAGCCCUGCAAUUGCCGUGGCACAAUCGGAUUCGUGCACAGGGAAUGCUUGGAGCUGUGGAUUCAGCGCACGGCGGACGUUCAGUGCCAGAUCUGCCAUUUUCAGUACACCGUCAGAAAGCAAGCAAAGCCGGCAUGGUGCUUGCUGUCCGACGCGAAGGCCCGCUGCCCAGUGCUCGGCUACCUGGCGCUGGGCAUCCUCUUCGUGGUCAGCAUCGCCUUCAUUUUCUCGCUGGCCUGGCUGUACGUGCUGCGUCUGCCUGACCGCAUUGGAGAGAACAUGGCCGCCAUGGUGGUCGUGCUGCUCUCGGUGCAACACUUCCUCUGGCUCUACUUUCCUUUCGCCAGCUUCGUAUACUCCAUCAGGGCGUUCAAGGAGUGGCGCCGAAGGAGCGCCACAUUGAAGCUCGUGCACAGUGCGGGAGAGAAGAGGAAGAAACUAUGGCCGCAUUUCCGCCUGUGGCGCACCUGCAAGGGAAGCCAAGAGCCCGAGAUGUCUCGUGGUAGCGUUUAAUAAAAGACGCUGUUGGG